Motacilla alba alba is the source of this 2549-nucleotide messenger RNA. RefSeq names its product Rho guanine nucleotide exchange factor 39 (gene ARHGEF39). The transcript is spliced from 11 exons. The record is from RefSeq and is a predicted model, not a curated record. Bases 140 to 1156 code for a protein of 338 amino acids. Gene Ontology annotation, cellular component: plasma membrane. Gene Ontology annotation, biological process: positive regulation of cell migration. Gene Ontology annotation, molecular function: guanyl-nucleotide exchange factor activity. Lineage: Eukaryota; Metazoa; Chordata; Aves; Passeriformes; Motacillidae.
CGGCGGGACCGGCAGAAAUUGGUCUGCAAAAUGCAAGCCUUGACUGCAGUCUGCCUGGGCUAGAGGUGCUCUGCGAAUGGCAGCGCUUUAGUCCAUUACUGGAUCCUUUACCUCCCUGUGUAUCAACCCUGACUCUGCCAUGAGCGCCUCACCCCUGCCAUUUGUGGCUGGAGCAAACACUGUGGAAGACCAGCGGGCUCGCUGGGAGAGAAAGCGCAACAGGACAGCCAAGGAACUGCUGGAAACAGAACACAAAUACCUUGAGCAGCUGGAUUUGGUGCUCACAUACUUUGUGACAAUUUUAAAGGCCAAAGGGACGCUGAAGCCUGCUGUGUUGGAAACUAUAUUUGGACCCCUGGAGUCCUUAUAUUCAGCCAGCCAUGUUCUGUCACUUCACCUGGAGAAAGGGAAUUUGGGACCAGGACUGGAAAAUUUUUGUCAGAGUCUGGAUCUUUAUGGCCACUAUGCUGAGAAUUUGGAGCAUGCAAAUAAAACCUUGAAGGAGCAAGUGAGGAAAAAUAAGUCAUUCCGGCGGUUUAAGAAACUUCAGGAGACUCGACCUCAGUUUCAAGGGAGGGAGCUAGAGGAUCUGCUUCCUUUGCCCCUGCAGAGGCUGCACCAGUACAAGCAUUUCUUCAGAGACCUGCUGGAGAACACCAGCCCAGACAGUGCUGAGUACCAGAAACUUGCAAAGACUGUGAAAUCUGUUUGUGAGGUAUCUCACUGGGUCCAAGACAUCUUUGAUAAGAGAGAGAACUCCUUGCAGCUACUUCGGGUUCAGAAAUUGCUCAAAGGACAAAAGACUCAGGUUUUGACUCCAGGGCGCUGGUAUAUCCGGGAAGGCUGGCUUUUGGUGGUGCCUGCAAAGGGAGAAGAACUGAAGCGCAGGAUGUUCUUCCUGUUCUCCGAUAUCCUCAUUGCAGCCAAGCCCUGCCACCCACUGCACCUGCUGAACUCCAACAAGCUGUCCUGCCAGGCUGUCUACCCGCUCCACCAGUGCUCAGUGGAUAAAGUGUUCGGCCACACGUGGAGCCAGGGAGGGCUCCUCAGUCUUUCCUUUCCACACAAGACACUGCUGUUGAUGUCCAGCAACCAACAAGAGAUCAAUGACUGGUACCGGAGUCUCACAGCUGCAGUCAGGCAGCUGAAAGCCUAACCCAUCCGAGUAGACUGGCAGGACAACCACUUUCAUGGCAGAAGCCUCCACAAUCUUAUAAAAUGUUCAGGGACAUACAGCAGCACUGAAUUGAGAAGGACUAUGCACUGUGUUUGUGAGAUGAUGAAUGCUCUGUUAGCUGCCCUAAUGUUCAUACAGAUACUGCAAAAAAAGCAUUUGUGCAUGAAAAACCCCAUGUUUCAAGGAUUUCCCCCAAUUUAGCUUAGAAGCUUCUAGCUUUUUUGCACUUUAGUAAACUCAAGAUAACUUAAGGUCAAGCAAUGGGAGUGUGACUUGUUUUCUCUCAUUAAAUGCUUUUUUAAAGGAAUUUUUGUACUUUGUUAAAGCCUCAGGAUAGACUUUUAAUAACGUGGAAGCUGUGUAGCAGUUUGGUUCAGAAAACAUCUAUUUGAAUACAAUCAACUGCAAAGAGAACAAUUUCAAGGUUAUUAGAAACACAAAGAUUAAAGUCUGUCUGGCUGACCUUGAAGCAGUUAAACUGUUUUUUCUUCUUCCUGAAGCAGUACCACCCAUCUUUAAUUUCUCACUGGUGUUUAUUUAAACAGAACCGUACUUUGUGAGAUAAGUGUCUCAAAGAGAGAAUAUAUAAUGGGGAUUUGUCUUUCCAUGCAAUUAGCUUGCUACACAGGGCCAUUUGUUUAAAUCUCCUAAGUUUGUGAAACUUGGGAGGAAGAAAUGCAACAAAGUUUAGGAAGCCACACUGAUUCCACUGUGUUCUGCCAAGAAAGGUUGGGCCAGGUGUUCUUGAAGUCCUUUCCAACUGGGUAUUCUAUCCUGUGACUUUAUGUUUGGGUUGGUUUUGUUUUGUUUUGUUUUGUUUUUCACUUCAGAGUUACAGUUAGGACUUUCAAGUACUAGCUGUGCCUGAAAUUAAAGACAAAGCUAACAAAUUAAUAUUCUUAUUGCUCAAUAGUUGUAUCACUCUGAAAAAGUUCUGCUACUCCCCCUUUUUUGUUCAAUAGAGCAAUGGAGAUGUCUUGCAGUCCUGCCUCUGAAGCUGGGGUGUCUGUCAAGCUCUUGCUAGAUUGCUGACUCAUGCCUAUGUUACCACCUUACAAGACAAUUUCUUUUGUUGUCUUAUAGUACUUAGCUCAGUGUUACCAUCCUAUUUGCAUUCAGUGUUUUUUAAACAGCAGAAGUAUCUUAUUUCUCACCAAACUUCCCGCCCUCAAACGCUGAACACUGGCUCCUAGAACACACUGUUAGCAAAUCCAUUUUUCUGGAAUAAGCUAUUAACUUAUAAGCACAGGAAUUAUGCUGAGUCAGGGGAGGUUUAUGUAGGACCUAAGAACUUCUUCACAGAAAGGGAGAACAGACACAAAUGAGCUGCCCAAGAUGUGGUGGAGUCACAUGGAGUCAUGGUCCCAGUCCC